GGGGGAGGGAAAGGGAGGGACUCCCCCUCCGCACUCUCCCCGCUCAUAGUCACGUGACGCCUCCAUCCGGGUCCUUUGCCUUCUCUGCCUGCUCCCAACAUGGCGGCCCCAGCGGCAGCAGCCAAGAAGAAGAACAAGAAGGGGAAGACCCUCACCCUGACGGACUUCCUGGCGGAGGAUGGCGGUGGCGGUGGUGGUCCGACCUAUAUUCCCAAACCUGUCAGCUGGGCGGACGAAACGGAUGACCUGGAAGGUGACGUUUCCACCACUUGGCACAGUAACGAUGACGAUGUGUACCGGGCUCCUCCAAUCGACCGUUCCCUCCUGCCCACUGCCCCGCGGGCUGCCCGGGAACCCAACAUAGACAGAAGCCGCCUUCCCAAAUCCCCCCCUUACACCGCCUUCCUGGGAAACCUGCCCUACGACGUGACGGAAGAAUCCAUCAAGGAUUUCUUCAGAGGACUCAAUAUCAGCGCUGUGCGUUUGCCGCGGGAGCCCACCAAUCCGGAGAGGUUGAAAGGAUUUGGCUACGCUGAGUUUGAGGACAUAGACUCCUUGUUCCAGGCCCUGAGCCUCAAUGAGGAGUCUUUAGGAAACAGAAGGAUACGAGUGGAUGUUGCCGAUCAAGCUCAGGAUAAAGAUCGGGACGAUCGCUGCUUUGGCAGAGAUCGGGAUCGCUACCGAGACUCGGAGAGGUUCGACAGCGACUGGAGGGCCCGUCCUGCCACCACUGAUAGCUUUGAUGAUUAUCCGCCCCGCAGAGGCGACGACAGCUUCGGAGACAGGUAUCGGGAUCGCUACGACGAUCGGUAUCGUGAUGGUCCGCGGAGGGAUAUGGACCGUGGCUUUGGGAGCAGGGAUCGCUACGAUGACCGCAGCAGGGAUUAUGACCGAGGUUAUGAUUCCAGGAUAGGCAGCGGCAGGAGGGCCUUUGGCAGUGGAUAUCGCCGGGAUGAUGACUACCGAGGGGGUAGCGACCGCUACGAUGACCGCUAUGACCGACGGGAUGACCGAAUGGAUAGGUGGAACUCACGGGAUGAUUACGGACGGGAUGAUUUCCGCCGUGAGGACAGAGGUCCUACUCAGAGGCCGAAGCUCAACCUGAAGCCUCGGAGUGCGCCCAAGGAGGAGGAGACCUCGGUGGCCCCUGCGCCGCAGUCCAGCCGCGCCGCUUCCAUCUUUGGCGAGGCCAAACCGGUGGACACGGCCGCCAGAGAGCGGGAGGUGGAAGAACGGCUACAGAAGGAGCAGGAAAAGCUGCAGCGUCAGCUGGAGGAUGAUAAGAGGAUAGAAAGACGACCUCGAGAGAGGCAUCCCAGCUGGCGAAGCGAGGAGAACCAGGAGCGGUCGCGGACAGGGAGCGAAUCCUCGCAGAGCGGCAAUUCCGGGCCCGCUGGCACCUCUGUGGGAACCGGCCCGACGGGCAGGACCACGCGAAGACGGGAGAGCGAGAAGUCUUUAGAGAACGAAACAUUCACCAAGGAGGACGAUUCCCCCUCUCCCACCUCUAAGCCGAAGGAGGAGAAGCAGCCCCUGAAGGUGAUGCCUGCGCCGCCACCCAAGGAGAACGCGUGGGUGAAGCGGAGCAGCAACGCUCCUGCCCACUCCCAGAGCUCGGAUUCGGAGCAGCACUCUCCUACCAGCGGCAGCCAGAUGGCUCCGAACCUGCCCGUGGAGGAUGGGACACCCCCAAAGAACACCCACCGGAAAGGAGAUGAGAAUAAACCGGAUGGGGGACGGGAGAGCGGCUCCAAGAUCCGAAGCGGGAGCUCCAGCCGUGGCCCGGGAGAUUCAGAUCGGAAAGAGAGCCGGAAGGAUCACGACUCACGACCUGCGCCUGAGCCAAAGAAACUCGAUGAGAACCCCCCUUCCUUCAGCCACGGCAGCAAAUACGCCGCUCUCUCUGUUGACGGCGAAGACGACGAUGAAGAAUACGCCGAAUAAACCCCCCCACCUCCGUCGUCGUCGCCCAACCGCCACCUUGGGAUCAGUUGGAGAAUUCCAAACCAAACCUCUCUAUCCAACCGAGAACACAAAUAAAUCCUAAAACUCCG
This is a messenger RNA of Cuculus canorus (common cuckoo), 2054 nucleotides long. It is a transcript of the gene EIF4B, whose product is annotated as eukaryotic translation initiation factor 4B. Gene Ontology annotation, molecular function: RNA binding. The record is from RefSeq and is a predicted model, not a curated record. NCBI's taxonomy places the organism in Eukaryota, Metazoa, Chordata, Aves, Cuculiformes, Cuculidae. Bases 100 to 1944 code for a protein of 614 amino acids. The transcript is spliced from 15 exons.